AUGCAAAAGCUAACAGAACAUGUUAAUUCACUUAUUGAAGCAUUUGAAAGACUAUUUAAUGUGAAAAUGGAUGAAUUUGACUUAGAAGCUCCAAGUAAAGGAUCACAAGACGACCCAAACAAACAUGUUAAAGACUGGUUGGCAAAUUCUCAAAAUCAGUUCUCAGCCCCUAUUAGUUCACAAUCCCCACAAGAUCCACCAGUUGAAUAUUUAACUAGCAAAAUACAAAUUCAUACUACAAAUGUAAAAAUGAAAGCUCCAGCGGAGGUUGCAAAAUCUACCCUACAAAAUGUUCAUUCCUUAACACCAAACUUGUGUGAAGAAUUUGCUGAUGCAAAUGACCAUGAAAGGGAUAGAGAAACUGGUGAUAUAGAAAUGAUUGAAUUGGGAACACCGUUUCAAGAAAAUUAUGACUCUGAUAAAAGUGUUGUUGAAGAGACACCACAAAAAAACGUCUCCAUACCGAAAGUCAAACAAAAAACGGUUGCAUCCUUCCAAUCGGAUAGCGAUCAACGCAAAGAGUCGAAACCAAUAAACACCGACGACAAACGCAGUGUCCGAAGCGUCAUCAACAUAACGGACAGCGUGUCCGACUCGACUAAGGCCACUAAAGAAAACACCGUGAUAGAGUUUCACAACGCGAGACAAACUCUAGAAACGCCGCUGACGAUAAACAAAUUCGUCGACCAAAUCAAGCACAAAUCCACCCCGGUGGCGAGGAAGUCGCUCAAUUUCAACCGACGCGACGUCGACGACAACGAUCCGGAGCGGACAUUAUGCCCUAGCACGAUAGCAGUGGCGAGAACCACCCAGGAGAGGGAGUUCAUGAACGAGGUCUUCGAACAGCGCGACAUUUCGCCCACUCGCGAGGAAACGAUCGCGGCGGUGAAUCGUGCGCGACGCCCGAAUAAGCUGUGCAUAGCCGGCUCGUGUCUAACCCCCAUCGAAGCGGCGAAACUCAAGCUGUUUUGCAAAGAAAAGGGUUGGAGCUACGUGGAGAAGUACACGAGGGAUUUGACCCAUUUAGUUGUCGGCGUGGAUGAAGAGAAUAGGUCGCAAAGAUCAGUAAAAUAUAUGUGCGCCUUGGCGGCGGGAAAAUGGAUUGUUAGUUAUGCAUGGGUAGAGAAAUGCUUACAAAGCCAAACCAUAUUACCAGAGGAACCGUUCGAGAGCCUCGACGGCACUGGAGAGCCGGGGCCUAGACGGUCGCGCCUCGCUAAACGGAAGCUGUUUGAGGGCAUCAGGUUCUACUGCAUGCAGCCGUUCAGCGUAUUAGAUGUCGAAACAUUGAAGGAGAUCCUGGAGGCGUCGGGUGGGCAAGUGGUGGACGAUGCCAGCGAAGUGCGCGUCAAUAGCGAAAGGCCGGCCCUGUUGCUCGCCGAGCCAGAGAACACGCAAGAGGACAAGUUUAUUUACCUCGCAAUGAAACUCAACGUAGUGCCGGUGAACUACGAGUGGGUACUCAAUUGCCUCGGCAACUACACCCUUGGGCCGAUCCACGAAUUGCUGCUCUGCCCAUCUGCGCUCCUGCCACCAGCAACGAACGAAUGGCCCGUCGAGCUUAUCGCCCACGACUAUGAC
Molecule: messenger RNA, 1581 nt
Organism: Iphiclides podalirius (scarce swallowtail)
Lineage: Eukaryota; Metazoa; Arthropoda; Insecta; Lepidoptera; Papilionidae
Source: the annotation of a GenBank genome assembly